Molecule: messenger RNA, 1136 nt
Organism: Lepus europaeus (European hare)
Lineage: Eukaryota; Metazoa; Chordata; Mammalia; Lagomorpha; Leporidae
Gene: MCUB
Product: mitochondrial calcium uniporter dominant negative subunit beta
Exons: 8
Coding region: 16-1020 (334 amino acids)
Biological process (GO): mitochondrial calcium ion homeostasis; calcium import into the mitochondrion
Cellular component (GO): uniplex complex; mitochondrial inner membrane
Molecular function (GO): calcium channel inhibitor activity
Source: RefSeq, a predicted model, not a curated record
CGCCCGCGCACGACCAUGCGCCCGAGGGGCCUCUGGCCGUGGCGCCUGCUGCUGCCGCCGACGCCCGGAUCCCGAGGCCGAGCACGUCCGAGGCCGCGGCCGCCCCAGGUUUUGUGUGUGAAGCACUAUGGAAACCUGAAGGACUACCAGUCACAACUUUAUAGUACAGUGGCGCCACCUGAUGAAGUAACGAUUAAUUAUCGACAUGGCCUUCCUUUGAUAACACUUACUUUGCCAUCCAGAAAAGAGCGCUGUCAGUUUAUCAUCAAACCAGUUCUGUCAACAGUGGGGUCAUUCCUUCAGGACAUCCGGAGUGAAGACAAAGGUGUCACAGCUGCAGCCAUCCUGGCGGCAGAUGGCAGUGAGAUUCCAGCUUCCACCUUGAUGGGGAUUUUGCUAAUGAAAGAUUUUAAACUUGUCAUUAAUAAAAUAGCAUAUGAUGUGCAGUGCCCCAAGAAAGAACAUCUAAAUAAUGAACACACCACUGAGAUGGAAAAUGUGAAAUCCUUGGUUCACAGGCUGUUCACAGUUUUGCACUUAGGAGAAUUUCAGAAAAAGAAAGAACACCAUUUACUGGAGAAAAUCGACCACCUGAAGAAACAGCUGCAGCCCCUUGAACAGGUGAAAGCUAGAAUUGAAGCUCGUUCAGAAGCCAAAACCAGUGGGCUCUUGUGGGCUGGAUUAGCACUGCUGUCUGUUCAGGGCGGGGCCUUGGCCUGGCUCACUUGGUGGGUGUACUCCUGGGAUAUCAUGGAGCCAGUCACAUACUUCAUCACAUUCGCAAAUUCCAUGGUCUUUUUUGCCUACUUUAUAGUCACGCGGCAGAAUUACACUUACUCAGCUGUUAGGAGUAGGCAGUUUCUUCAGUUCUUCCAUAAGAAAUCACAGCAGCAACAUUUUGACGUCGAGCAGUACAACAAGUUAAAGGAGGAUCUUGCCAAGGCUACAGAAUCCCUGAAACAAGUGCGCCAUUCUCUCAAUUGGAGAAUGAAAGUAGAGGAACUCAGUGAGAAGAAUUAAUCUUAACAUUUUUAAACCUCAUUGGAUUUUUCCAGGUGUGGAUUGUAUACCUUACAAAUGACAUUUGAGUCUCAUAGUUCAUUUCAGUCUGUUUCAGUUUUUAGUUAAUAAAUUCU